AUGGAAAUGUUCAGGUGUUCCCUCAGCCACCUAAUCUCUCUGAUCUUUCUCCUGUUCCAUUCAGAGGCUGCCUGUGGCCCCACUCGAAGAAGACUCUGCAAGAUGAGAACUUUCAGGAUCUGGGAUGUUAACCAGAAGGUCUUCUAUGUGAGUAACAACCAACUUGUUGCUGGAUACUUACAAGCAGCAAAUGCUAAAUUAGAAGAGAAGAUAGAAGUGAUGCUCACUGAAUCAAAUAAUGCAUUCCUGGGAAUCCAUGGAGGGAAACUGUGGCUGUCCUGUGUCAAGUCUGGUGAUAAGAUCAGACUCCAGUUGGAGGAAGUUGACAUCACUGACAUGGGCAAGAACAAGGAGCAGGCCAAGCGCUUCACCUUCAUCCACUCACAAAAUGGCUCUACCACCAGUUUCGAGUCAGCCGACAACCCUGGCUGGUUCCUCUGCACAGAAUCUGAAGGGGAUAUGCCAGUCAGCCUCACUAACAAGCCCAGAGAUGCUACCAAGGUCACCCAGUUUUACUUCCAAAUGGAACCACAGUGCUAG
Chrysochloris asiatica (Cape golden mole) is the source of this 540-nucleotide messenger RNA. RefSeq names its product interleukin 1 receptor antagonist (gene IL1RN). NCBI's taxonomy places the organism in Eukaryota, Metazoa, Chordata, Mammalia, Afrosoricida, Chrysochloridae. Gene Ontology annotation, biological process: negative regulation of interleukin-1-mediated signaling pathway; inflammatory response to antigenic stimulus. Gene Ontology annotation, molecular function: interleukin-1 receptor antagonist activity; cytokine activity; interleukin-1 receptor binding. The record is from RefSeq and is a predicted model, not a curated record. The transcript has 4 exons. Bases 1 to 540 code for a protein of 179 amino acids.